GCUGACAAUCAUUUUAACAGCGUAUUUGUCAUACGAUGAAAAAUAAUCUAAAUUGUACAUCGGAAUUUCUCUCUCUAAUAGAGCAUACCCUGUUGGAGCGAUCGUGGAAAAAUGAGCACAUUCCUGCACUGCAAUAUUCUUUUUUUUUUAUUCGACUGCAUAUAUCAUGCAUUUUGUGUUUAAUUCAUUGCAAUCAUCACAACAGCGACAUUGCGAUUGUUUUUAGAUCCUAAGUGUGCCCAGGCAAAUUGACGUUGAUUCGUAACUGUCUUGAGACUCAUACAGGUGAAAAGAGCAUCUUUUCUCUCAGCCCCACCUUAAACUUUCCGAAAUCCAAUCAGAGGCGGGAUAGUGUGUGAGGUCACGAGAUGAGAACAUGGAGCAGGUUGUCCGCUAGUAAACAAUAAUAGAGUGAUUUCAUGUCUGCAGGAAUACAGAUCGGAUCUCGCAACAACUUCACAGUCGGAAAGUCAAGAAAGAAUUCAAUAUUUGGGAACAGAUGUGCCAAUAGCGAUUUUGGAGAGCAUUUGGAUUACCUGACUGCGACAAAAAACUAAGGAAUGGCUUGUCUGAUGGCAGCCUUUUCAGUAAAUAACGCUGCAGUCACAAACUCCAUCAUAAUGAACACUAACGGGCCCCCCGACCUAAUGCUGGACCCCAGGACCGUGUGCGUGUCGAUCGACGAGGUGGUCUCCGGCAGCAUGGGCAGCGCCCAUCAGACUCCGCUGCUGCAGGGCCACCUCAAAAAGGUGGAGAACAACCUGACGGAGGCGCAGCGCUUCUCCUACCUGCCGCGGCGGCCCGCCGUCAACAUCGAGUUCAACGACCUCUCCUACUCCGUCCCCGAGGGGCCGUGGUGGAGAAAGAAAGGUUACAAGACCCUGCUGAAAGGCAUCUCUGGGAACUUCACCAGUGGAGGGCUGGUGGCCAUCAUGGGCCCCUCCGGAGCCGGGAAGUCUACCCUCAUGAACAUUUUGGCGGGCUACCGAGAGACUGGUAUGAAGGGGGAGAUCCUGAUCAACGGACAACCUCGUGACCUCCGCUCUUUCCGGAAGGUGUCGUGUUACAUCAUGCAGGAUGACAUGCUCCUCCCACACCUGACAGUGCAGGAGGCCAUGAUGGUGUCGGCUAACCUUAAGCUUCAGGAGAAGGAGGAGGGUCGGAGGGAGAUGGUGAGGGAGAUCUUGACCGCCCUGGGACUGCGGGAGUGUGCCAAAACCCGCACGGCCAACCUGUCAGGGGGACAGAGGAAGAGGCUGGCCAUCGCCCUGGAGCUGGUCAACAACCCGCCCGUCAUGUUUUUCGAUGAGCCCACAAGCGGAUUGGACAGCUCGUCCUGUUUCCAGGUGGUCUCUCUCAUGAAGGCUCUGGCCCAGGGCGGGAGAACCAUCAUCUGCACCAUCCACCAGCCCAGCGCCAAGCUGUUUGAGCUCUUUGACAAGCUGUAUGUCCUGAGCCAGGGGCAGUGCAUCUACCGGGGGAAGGUGUUCAAUCUGGUCCCAUACCUCAGGGAGCUGGGCCUCAACUGUCCCACAUACCACAACCCGGCAGACUUUGUGAUGGAGGUGGCAUCGGGGGAGUACGGGGACCAGACAGCCAGGCUGGUGAAGGCCGUGCAGGAGAGGAAGUGCGAGAAGGACUACAAGACGGAGAUCCACAGGGACGGCCCUCUCAACCCCUUCCUUUGGCACAGACCUUCGGACGAGGACUGCUCUUCUGGAGAGGGCUGCCACAGCUUCUCUGCCAGCUGCAUGACUCAGUUCAGCAUCCUGUUCAAGAGGACGUUCCACAGCAUCAUGCGCGAUUCGGUCCUCACGCACCUCCGCAUCGCCUCCCACGUCGGGAUAGGCAUCCUGAUCGGGCUCCUCUACCUGGGCAUCGGCAACGAGGCCAAAAAAGUGCUCAGCAACUCCGGCUUCCUGUUCUUCUCCAUGCUCUUCCUCAUGUUCGCCGCCCUCAUGCCCACCGUGCUCACCUUUCCCCUGGAGAUGGGUGUGUUCCUCAGAGAACACCUGAACUACUGGUACAGCCUGAAAGCCUACUACCUGGCAAAGACCAUGGCUGAUAUUCCCUUCCAGGUGGUGUUCCCUGUGGUGUACUGUAGCAUCGUGUACUGGAUGACAUCACAGCCUCCCGAGGCCGUGCGUUUCCUCCUCUUUGCGUCCCUGGGGGUGAUGACCUCACUGGUGGCCCAGUCUCUGGGGCUGCUGAUUGGAGCAGCGUCCACGUCGCUACAGGUGGCGACGUUUGUCGGUCCGGUGACUGCCAUUCCUGUGCUACUAUUUUCCGGGUUCUUUGUCAGUUUUGACACCAUACCCAAGUACCUCCAAUGGAUAUCCUACAUUUCCUAUGUCAGGUACGGGUUCGAGGGCGUGAUCCUGUCCAUCUACGGGCUGGACCGCGAGGACCUGCACUGCGACAAGGACGAGACCUGCCACUUCCAGAAAUCAGAGGCUAUCCUCCGGGAGCUGGACGUGGAGGACGCCAAGCUCUACAUGGACUUCCUGGUGCUGGGCGUCUUCUUCCUCGUGCUCCGCCUCGUCGCCUACUUCAUCCUGCGCUACAAGAUCAGCGCGGAGAGGUAGACCGUCUCGGGGGGGGGGACCCCCGAGCGCUGCAGCCGCCCCCCCAGACCCCGGAGAGAUCCGUCGCCCCCGUUGAGGGCCCGGUUCACACACCGUACAGGCCCCCGGACCCUGAUCUUUAAAGCGAAGGCAAAAAAAAAAAAAAAAAAACGCGUACAAGCCCACGUCUGUUUGUAUGUGUGUGCGUGUGUGUCUGUAUGUGCCUGUGCGUACGUCGCGUGUACCUGUGUCUGCGCCUGCUUUCCUCAUUGGGGAAGUAACUGAACAAAGCAAAGUUUUCAUUUUGAAAACUGUGCUUCACCUGCGCAGGUUUCCUGGAUCCAAAUUAUCCACUGAUGUGCUUUGGUCUGAAAGGUUUGCAGGCACGGUAGUACUUGAAAUGUGAUGACUAGAUUUGUCGAGAGGAACACGGUUGCUACACUUACAUGCAGCUUGUCCUGAAUGAGGAAAAGGAUUUUUCUCUCGCCAGUCCUGCUUUAUUAUCCAUGGAGAGGUGACUUUAAUGUCACUGAGAGCUAAAACUCACGAUUUGAAAAGAUUUAACUGGGCUAAUUUAGAACACUCCGGGUGUCUGCUAGAAUAGAAAUGACACUCCUAAUACACAGGCAUUUCAGUCAGCAUGUGAUUGGUACUCUGAGUGGAAACUGCCUGUUGGUGGCACGCUAGCCAGCUUAUGGUAAGACCAGGGCUAGCUAAAAUCACCUUACAUUUGGAGUGCCAUUUCCAUCUCUGCAUCUGGUUCACGAUAGUCUACAGUAGCAUAGACUCUGUAAACAACUUGGAUGUUGCAGUAUGUUCAGAGUGCACAGUCGUUCUGCUAGACCUGCUCAUAUAAAACAAGUAAGUAUGGCUGGGCACCUGACUCCCAAACUUUAUAUUGCCAAGAGCUGGUCUCUUUGUGCAUUUUGUAGAACUGCCUGAUAGAUCUGCCCGUUUUUGUCGGCAUGGACGGAGCCGUCCAAUUAAAACUUGCCCAGUCCUCUACCAAACUGGCUCCUGCUAACAUAACAUGAACCAAUGGCAGCUUGUUUGUGUUAAAUCCAUACCAAUACAUUUCUCCAGAGUUGGGUCUCAUCGCACAUGCAGUGUUGUAUUGAAAAUGUGUUCAGUGAGACAGGGAGACUGAAGUGUCUCAAUACAGAGAAUAGUUUUACAGUAUGUAUUUGGUAUUUAAAAAGUCAGGUUUGUUUUCAUUUGAGAUAUGACUAAUCAAAACUGCCUUUAAUUACCCACAGUUCUUCAUUAUGAUAUGCUAUAAACUGAUUUUCAUCACUCAUCAUGCCAGAUGAUUCAAGUUUAUUUCCUGUAUGAAAGCAACUUUUUUAAAUUUUUUAUUCAGUGUACAAAUGUUCCUGCAUGUUACAUACUGUAAAACUGCUGUCCCAUUGUGCUUGGGACUACAGUUUUUUUUGUUGCAAUAAAGCAUGUAUGACUUCUUGGUCCCCAAAGACAUGCCACAUAUCUCAGUAUAGGAGUAUCUCUUGGUCAACAAUUGCCAAAAAUAAAUUAAUACAUUAAACAGACAGCGUUAGUAGGACAUACAUAAUGAAUAUAAUUUUGUACUUAAUUUGUACAAGCUUUUCUAUGCCCAAAAAUGACAAGAGAUCACUGCAAGGUAUUUGAUCGUACUUUGUUGUCUAUAAUACAAAAAUAACUUCAUUGUUAAACUCCUGUUUAAAAUGGCAAGUAUACAUAUGAUGUAAUAUGGAUAUUUUACUUUUUCAAGUCUUGAGAGGGAACUGACAGUAUAAUUGUUGGGGGAAAACAAUAAAUUGUUUACAUUGAUAAAUAAAGCAAAAGUCAAUGCAAAGUUCUUCAUUUUUUAGUUGAAAUGGACUUGAUCUCUGUUAAACAGUAAUGUUUUUUCUCUCUCUCUCUGAUAUUUGAAUUUCUGGAAAAUAUAUGCUUUAAUGUCACAUAUAACAAACCUUUUCUCUUUUAACUGGUUUAACACUGCAUCCCCUGUUUGGCUUUGAAACACAUUCCAAACUCUGUUAGAGUACAACUAUUUUACUACAAUGCAGGGCAUUAUAAAGAAAUAGUACUUUUGCAAUUUUCUGUCUGUUUUUGUUUGUUUAUAUAUGAAAUGACUUAAAUGCUUUGCUAUGCCAUUGCAGAAGAUCUAGUUCUCAGACCUUUCAUUUGUUCCUUUGAACUGCAUUUUGGGAGUUCACAAAUGCUAACGUUUAUAUAUAGGCCAUUAAAAUGCUGAAUGUUGGAAAAAGACUAUUGUAUUUAAAUGUGAUAGAAAUGAAUAAAGUUACAAUAUUUUCCAAACUC
Messenger RNA from Anguilla anguilla (European eel), 4865 nucleotides. RefSeq names its product ATP-binding cassette sub-family G member 1-like. Lineage: Eukaryota; Metazoa; Chordata; Actinopteri; Anguilliformes; Anguillidae. The transcript has 15 exons. Gene Ontology annotation, molecular function: ABC-type sterol transporter activity; ATP hydrolysis activity; ATP binding. Bases 561 to 2585 code for a protein of 674 amino acids. Gene Ontology annotation, biological process: cholesterol homeostasis. The record is from RefSeq and is a predicted model, not a curated record. Gene Ontology annotation, cellular component: plasma membrane.